ACGAUAGCAAAAGUACUAAUCGGGACGUGGAAAUUAUUCCUUUAUAACUUAGUUUUCUGCUUAACAUCAAUUUUGGUGAAGUUCGGGGUAAAAUAAAGUAACAAAACUCAGGGUGGACGAUAGAUGGUGCAGAUAUGUCUUUCCGUGUGGUGCGCAGCAGCAAGUUCCGCCACGUGUACGGGACUGCUCUGAAACGUGAACAAUGUUACGACAAUAUAAGAGUGUCCAAGUCCUCAUGGGAUUCAACGUUUUGCGCCGUGAACCCGAAAUUCCUCGCCAUCAUUGUGGAAUCUGCUGGCGGUGGUGCCUUCAUAGUCUUGCCACACAACAAAGUAGGUCGAAUACCAGCAGAUUACCCUUUAGUUGGUGGACACAAAGGUCCUGUAUUAGACAUUGCAUGGUGUCCCCAUAAUGACAAUGUCAUAGCAUCUGGUUCUGAAGAUUGCGUAGUUAAAGUAUGGCAAAUACCAGAUGGUGGUAUUUCCAGGACAUUAACUGAAUCUGUGGUAGACCUUCAGUUACAUCAGCGUAGGGUUGGUCUUGUAUUAUGGCAUCCAUCAGCAUUGAAUGUGUUGCUCACAGCUGGAUCAGACAAUCUUGUCUUGAUUUGGAAUGUAGGCACAGGAGAGGCCAUAGUGAGAAUAGAUUGUCAUCCAGACAUGAUUUACUCUGCAUGCUGGAAUUGGGAUGGAUCCCGAUUAGUCACUACUUGUAAAGAUAAGAAAAUUCGAAUUUUGGAUCCAAGAACAGGAGAAAUAUUAGAAGAAGCUGUUGCACAUGAAGGUAGUAAGGCAACACGUGCAAUAUUUCUGAGGGGAGGCUUGAUCUUUACCACAGGUUUCAGUAAAAUGUCUGAGAGGCAGUAUUCACUGCGUGCCCCUGACAUGUUAGGUGAACCCAUAGUUAUGGUAGAAUUGGAUACAAGUAAUGGAGUUAUGUUUCCCCUGUACGAUCCUGACACGAAUUUAGUGUAUUUAUGUGGGAAGGGUGAUUCUGUGAUUCGAUACUUUGAGAUUACCCCUGAACCUCCUUUUGUUCACUAUAUCAAUACAUUUCAAACUCCUGACCCUCAACGAGGUAUAGGAAUGAUGCCAAAACGAGGCUGUGAUGUUAAUAGCUGUGAAAUAACUAGAUUUUAUCGGCUCAACAAUUCAGGCUUUUGCCAGGUUAUCUCUAUGACUGUACCAAGAAAGUCUGAACUAUUUCAAGAAGAUUUGUAUCCUGACACCCCUGGCGACACAGCUGCGAUUUCUGCUGAAGAAUGGGAAAACGGAACUGACGCUGAUCCUGUAUUAAUAUCCUUAAGGGAUGGGUAUCAGCCCUCGGUAGCCAAAAAUGAGCUCAAAGUGCAUAAGAAGUCGAACAUCUUGAGCAAAGGGGCAAAAGUUGCUUCUUCUAAUUCUGCACAAAAUGCAACACAGGCCUCUGCAGGCAUUACUGAGGAACUGUUGAAAGAAUUUACUGAGGAAAUAAGAAAAUUGAAAGCAGUGAUCGUGAAACACGAGGGCAGGAUACGGGUGCUUGAAUCCGCAGUUGCUCUUCAAAUGAAAGAAGAUGAGAGAAAAGAGAAGUCAUCUUCACCCACUGACAGAGAGGUGCUUGCAUCUGACGAGGUGUAAUUUCUAACUCAUAUUUCUAGCUCACAAGAAUAAUACGAAAGGAAAAAAAAGAAUGACUAAUUGUGUAAUAAAAAAAUGAUCAUAUAUUUUGAUAUAACAACUUGUGUAAAUAGUAGAUUUUAGCUACAUUGUGUGUCUUGAUCUUUUUUUUUUGGAUAAAGUUCCGAAAGGCCUCGGUGGCUGAUCGAUGCGAAAUUUGGUGGGGAGGUGGAGUAGUCCCCAAAUAUAAAAUAUUAGCUUCAGCUAAUCAUUAAUUUCCGGGAUAUUAGUAAAAAGCUUUCAGUGCUAUACAUUGAAACUGCGUAUACAGACAUUAUUAAACAGUGAGUGCUGCCUAUUCAGAUGUUACUAACCAGCCGUCUUCGUUGUAGUGGUCGUUGCCGUCAAGUGUUGAGUAUAGGCCCAGUAUCUAUAGGGUGAUAAUUUCAUCCAAAUAAGGCUCAUUGAACAAAGCAGCCACUGAAAGCGUGGAUUUUAAUCUAGCAUAAACUAAUUAUAUAUGUAAUCAUGUUGCCGAUCAGUCGAGCUAGAGCACUGUAUCUAAUAAUACCGCCAAAUAUCUAUCCGGCCGGCAAUAUCAGAACAGUCAUUGUUUCGUCAAAAUUUUACGUGGAACACUAUAGAUACUGAGGCCACUCAACAGUGAGGGUGGCAACCACUACAGUGAAGAUGGUUGUUAGUAACAUCUGGAUAAGUAGCAUUCAAUGUUUAGUAAUGUUUGUAUUCGCAGUUUUCAAUGUAUAGUAUUGAAAGUUUUUUAUUAAUAUCUCGGAAACUAAUGGUUGGCUGAAGCUAAUGUUUUAUAUUUGGCGUCGACCCACCCUCCUCCCCCUUCCCCCAAAUUUCGUGUCGUUCGGCCACCGGGACUUUCCGGAACUACACCUUUUUUUUUUGCAAUGACUUUUUGCUAUUUAUUGUACAUCCAUUCAUCAUACAUCCUCUGCAUUUGUACUAUGUUUACAUCUUUUAUUUUAUUAGAUUGUAGAGCCGACAUGUGACACCACCUAUUAUUAGCAUUAAGAUUUCGGAUGUUAUUUUGUCUAAUA
Molecule: messenger RNA, 2665 nt
Organism: Habropoda laboriosa
Lineage: Eukaryota; Metazoa; Arthropoda; Insecta; Hymenoptera; Apidae
Gene: coro
Product: coronin-1C
Exons: 6
Coding region: 135-1619 (494 amino acids)
Biological process (GO): actin filament organization
Molecular function (GO): actin filament binding
Source: RefSeq, a predicted model, not a curated record